Messenger RNA from Psammomys obesus (fat sand rat), 2057 nucleotides. It is a transcript of the gene F10, whose product is annotated as coagulation factor X. Gene Ontology annotation, cellular component: extracellular region. Gene Ontology annotation, biological process: blood coagulation; proteolysis. The record is from RefSeq and is a predicted model, not a curated record. Lineage: Eukaryota; Metazoa; Chordata; Mammalia; Rodentia; Muridae. Gene Ontology annotation, molecular function: calcium ion binding; serine-type endopeptidase activity.
UGAGUGAACCUUGCCCCAUGCCUGUCACAGCAGCUUUCUGUCCUUGACCACGCCAUGGGGAGCCUGCUGCGACUCAGCCUGCUCUAUGUUGUCCUGGCCAGCCUCCUGCUACCUGGAAAAGGUGUGUUUAUUAACCAGGAGCGUGCCAACAAUGUGCUGACAAGGAUUCGGAGGGCAAACUCAUUUUUGGAAGAGGUGUUUAAGAAAGGAAAUCUCGAAAGAGAGUGUGUAGAAGAAAUUUGCGUUUAUGAAGAGGCGAAAGAAAUCUUCGAGGAUGUUACAAAGACAAAUGAAUUCUGGUACAUAUACAAAGAUGGCAACCAGUGUGAAAGCAGUCCUUGCCAGAAUCAGGGUCAGUGUCGCGAUGGCCUUCGGGAGUACACAUGCACCUGUGCAGAGGGAUUCGAAGGCAAAAACUGUGAAUUCUUUGUUCGGAGACUCUGCAGCCUAGACAAUGGAGACUGUGACCAGUUCUGCAACGAGGAGCAGAACUCUGUGGUGUGCUCCUGUGCCAGUGGUUACCUCCUGGCUGAUGAUGGCAAGUCCUGCAUCUCCACAGCACCCUUCCCCUGUGGAAAGGUCACUGUAGGACGCAGGAAGAGGGCUGUGGCCCAGAACACCAGCAGCGUUGAGGCUGUCUCUGAAGACCUACUGGACUUAGAUAUCCUAUCCCCUACUGAGAAUCCUUAUGACCUACUCAACCUCAACGACACACAGCCCAAGAAGGACGGAAGGGCCCUUACUCGGAUUGUGGGAGGCAGAGAAUGUGAGGACGGCGAGUGUCCCUGGCAGGCUCUGCUAAUCAAUGAAGACAACGAAGGGUUCUGUGGAGGCACCAUCUUGAAUGAGCUCUACAUCCUCACGGCAGCCCACUGUCUCCACCAAGCCAAGCGAUUCAAGGUGAGGGUAGGGGACCGGAACACGGAGAAAGAGGAAGGCAAUGAGAUGGUUCAUGAGGUGGAUGUGGUCAUAAAGCACAACAGGUUUGUGAAGGAGACCUAUGACUUUGACAUUGCGGUGCUCAAGCUCAAGACUCCCAUCACAUUCCGCAUGAAUGUGGCCCCUGCCUGCCUGCCUCAGAAAGACUGGGCCGAGGCCACGCUGAUGACGCAGAAGACGGGCAUCGUGAGCGGGUUUGGCCGCACGCAUGAGAAGGGCCGCCAGUCACACGCCUUGAAGAUGAUGGAGGUGCCUUACGUGGACCGCAACACCUGCAAGCUCUCCAGCAGCUUCACCAUCACACAGAACAUGUUCUGUGCGGGCUAUGAUGCCAAGCUGGAGGAUGCCUGCCAGGGGGACAGCGGGGGUCCCCACGUCACCCGGUUCAGAGACACCUACUUUGUGACCGGCAUUGUCAGCUGGGGAGAAGGGUGUGCGAGGAAAGGGAAAUACGGGAUCUACACGAAGGUCACAGCCUUCCUCAAGUGGAUUGACAGGUCCAUGAAAGCCAAGGCACUGCCCACAGCUCACCCCAAGGUCCCCGAGUCCUCCCCAUUAAAGCAAUCAUUCUCUCAACCUGCUGGGUGGCAUCUGGUGGUGUUGAAUGUUGCAGCCAGAGCAGGGAUACCCGCCUGCAGGGAUGGACUCUUUUGGUCUGGUCUUCCCUUGACUUCGUGGCAAAGAAGCAGGCUCUACCUGAGCAAAGGUUCAUCUUCCUGAGCCAGACUGAGCUCUAGGAAGUCAGGGCUCUAGGGGAUUAGGGCUCUGCUCACACUUGGAUGGAGCCAUCUCUGCUUAUAAUCACAGCAUAUGACUCUGAUUUUGAGUGGUCAAACUGACCCUCUCAAGUGUGCUUAACUACCUUGAGAAUAAAUGUUCACAGCCAUAGGCACUUGAGUGCCCACGCACAUACACACAUGGUGAAACAGAGACUUCAGCCCAGAAGCCCCUUUAGGUUGUGAGGCCCCAGACACCUAUGCUUCCUUUGCCUGGCCAGAGAACCCUCACUCUCCCCUAGGAACUCAGUAAUAUAGAAUUGCUGGUAUCAUGACACCUACUAAGAGUAAAGAAUCCUGGGCAGAAAGGCUAAGAUCUUUGUCUAAAUAAAGGGACCUUUU